AUGAAGGAUGACUCCGAGUGGAACGCCAUCGAUGCCACGCUCAUCCGGUUGUUCUUCCUCACCGUUUCGAAGUCCUUGUUUCACACCGUCAUGAGCGAUGACGUGCCCACCCGCCGCCACGCCAAGCGCAAGGACAAGCCCAAGACGGCAUCGUCCGCCUUGGAAGCCACUGCGGCAGGGAUGUUGUCUGCGACGUCGACGAUUCCCAGCAGUACAUCUUGUGCCACCGGCACCGCGCCGCCCGGCCUGCAGUACUCCAUGUUUGGCAGCGGGUUCGCCAACAGCUUCGACCCAGCGACCCUCAGCCCCAACUUUCAUGCCAGGCUGCUCUUCGCGGACAGCGACGCCUACGGGGCGGACGGCUGCGCGCAGCAGCACUACCACCAGGCCCACGUGAACGGGAUGGAGCAGUGGGCGGCGGCGCAGAUGGACAGCUUCCCAUUCAUGCACGCCAGGGAUCAUCAGAUGUCCGGACCGCCAACUGACGCAAUGCCCAUCACGGUGGAGGCAAUGCAGGGCAUGUGGGCGGAGCUAGAGCUAAAGUUACCCUGA
This is a messenger RNA of Triticum turgidum subsp. durum (durum wheat), 552 nucleotides long. NCBI's taxonomy places the organism in Eukaryota, Viridiplantae, Streptophyta, Magnoliopsida, Poales, Poaceae. The record is from the annotation of a GenBank genome assembly.